AUGGGACUAGAAAUAAGAGACAUUGAAAAUACUUUACUCGAUCGAAAUUCUUAUACAAUGCGUAGUUCAGUAUCACAUAAACCUUUACCUUCAUCUCAAUCUUAUAUGAAACAUGUUAGUUUAAUUUUUUUAACUUUACAAAAUGUUACUAGUAUAUUAUUAUUACGUUAUGUACGUACAACACCAGGACCACGCUUUAUAAAUUCAACAGCUGUACUUAAUUCUGAAAUUCAAAAAACAAUAUUUAGUAUUUUAUUAUUGAUUUAUGAGCAAAGAAGUGUUAUUAAAAGUUUUAAAUUAAUAUACAAUAAAAUCAUACGUCAAUCAAAAGAUACAUUUAAAACUGGCAUACCGGCAUUACUUUAUACAUUACAAAAUAAUCUUCUUUUUGUUUCAAUUUCGAAUUUAGAUGCAGCUACAUUUCAAGUCAGCUUUCAAUUAAAAAUUUUCACUACAGCUAUUUUUACGGUGUUAAUACUUCGUCGUCCAUUAAAUCUUGUUCAAUGGCUUGCAUUAUUUCUUCUUUUUCUUGGUAUUUCUCUAGUACAAAUCGAGAAUAUGACAUCAACAACAUCAAAGCACGAUGUUAAUGCUGUAUUAGGAUUAAUUUCUGUUGUUAGCGCUUGCACAUUAAGUGGCUUAGCCGGUGUAUAUUUUGAAAAGAUUCUCAAAGAAGGUAGUGACGUAUCAGUUUGGAUACGUAAUAUUCAAUUAGGUAUAUUUGGUAUGCUAUUUGGUUUUCUAACCGUAUAUAUAUCCGAUGGAACACAAAUGAAAACAAAAGGCUUUUUAUUUGGUUAUACAGAUAUAGUAUGGAUAGCAAUAACAGUUCAAUCAGCAGGUGGACUUCUUGUUGCAUUAGUUGUUAAAUAUGCUGAUAAUAUAUUGAAAGGUUUUGCAACAUCAUCAGCUAUUAUAAUAUCAUGUAUUAUUAGUAUAGGACUUUUUGAUUUUCAACUAACAUUUUUAUUCACUAUUGGUACAAUAUGUGUUAUAUUCUCAAUAUUUCUUUAUUCAAAACCAGAGUUAAUUACAUAUAUACCACUAUUUAAUAUUAUUUUCAAAGACAUAUCAGUUUUAUUUUAA
Messenger RNA from Rotaria sp. Silwood2, 1086 nucleotides. The record is from the annotation of a GenBank genome assembly. Lineage: Eukaryota; Metazoa; Rotifera; Eurotatoria; Philodinida; Philodinidae.